CCAGCAUGAAGCCUUUGUGGAAUACGCUGUACCUGCUGGUUACCAGGUGAAUACGCUGCAGCCUCCUUCUGUGGAGGUUAACUGAAAACACAAUGUUGAGAACUUUCAGCAGAUUUAUGAUGAAGGUGGGGAUGAUGAAUGCUUCAGGCCAGGUGAGAUCUUGUCAGCUAGUGAAGCCCGUACCUAUGACUCUUGUUACUAGCAGAUACCUGAACCACCAGAAGGGGCUGCCCCAUGUGCCCGUCCCCCCUCUGCGAGAAACCUGUGAGAGCUACGUCAGUUUCCUGGAGCCCAUCGUAGAGGAGGAUGAGUUGAAGCAAACAAAACAGCUGGUGGAGGAGUUCAUGAAAGAAGGAGGGGUCGGAGAGAAACUGCAGAGAAUGCUGGAGAAGAAAGCAUGCAACACUGACAACUGGACAGCAGACUACUAUGGGAAGGCACAUUACUUUGAGAACCGGAACUCUGUGGCGAUUUAUUCAAAUUAUUCGAUUGUGUAUCCCCGAAUGGCAUUCAGGGAUGAGCAGGAACACAUAAGGUCUGCAGCCAAAAUAGUGGCAGCUCUUUUGGAAUUUAAGACAAUGAUUGAUGAUGAGACGUUACCAGCUGAGAAUUUUGGAGGGAAUCCUCUGUGUAUGGGACAAUAUUCACAGCUGCUGUCAGCCUGCCGUAUCCCAGGCCUGGAGACGGACUCUGUGAUGUUCCAUGGCAAAAACUCCAAUUACAUUACGGUGGCACAUAAUUCUCAGUUCUUUAUGGUGGAUGUCUACAACAGUGAUGGCACUCUGCUGACUGUUGAUCAGCUUUGUGUUCAGCUGAAGAGGAUUUGCAACUCAUCAGAGAUUCACACAGAGCCUGUGGGUAUCCUCACCACCCUGAAUCGUGACUCCUGGAGCAAAGUCUAUCUCAGCCUGAUCAAAGAACAGACAAACAAAGAAUCAUUGUCAGCUAUUGAAAGGAGCAUCUGCACAGUGUGUUUGGACAGAGCCAUGCCUCAAGAGUCUGAGGAGUUCAGUCUAUGUGAUUUCCACCUAGUAACACAUGGAGGAGGCAGUCAGUGGAACAGCGCCAACCGCUGGUUUGACAAGUCACUGCAGAUAAUUAUUGCAGAAGAUGGGUCAUGGGGCAUAAAUGUGAAUCAUAUUGCUGCCGAUGCUACAGUUACUAUGGCCUUCACUGACUAUCUUGUAGCAUCCAUGAAGAAGCCAGAGAUGAUGCAAUCUGCCAUUACUCCUUCACCCAUGCCGCAGAAACUACACUUCAGCAUCACACCUGAUAUCAGGAAGGUCAUUGAAGAGGCUAAAAGGAGCAUGGACAGAAACAUCCAAAACUUGGAUUUGAGUGUUAUGGUUUUUGACCACUUUGGGAAAGAUUAUCUGAAGGCCCACAACCUGUCCCCUGAUGCCUUCAUCCAAAUGGCCUUACUGCUGGCCUACUACAGGAUGAACAAGCAGUGCUGUGCGUCAUAUGAAGCUGCCUUCCAGCGUAUGUUCAGACAUGGACGUAUAUCUCUAGUGCUUCCAACAUCGAGUGUCUCAGCUGCCUUUGUAAAAGCCUUUGAUGACCCCAAAAAGCAGAACACACAGAAGAUUGAUCUGCUGGAAAAGGCCGUAAAAACCCACAGAGAGAAUACGAACGUGGUAAUUAGAGGACAUGACAUAGUGAUCCAUCUCUAUGCUCUCAAUAUGCAAGCUGUUGAGAAUAAAAUCUCCAUGCCUGACAUCUUCACAGACACUUCCUACAAUAAAUUCUUUGAUUUCCAACUGAUCACAAGCCAGGUGACAUCUAAAACUGGCUCUGUGGUAGUCCAACAAGUUGAUGAUCACACUGGAUACCAUGGGUGCUACGGUGUGUAUGACAGUCACUUCGUCUUUGAGCUGGCAGCUUCCAGCACCUACAAAAGGCAAAACGCACAUCAUCUGAUCCAAGCUGUGAAGGAUGCACUCUUGGACAUGAGGGCCUUGUUGGAACAAAGUCCAAGAGCAACUUAAAAGUAAUCCAGUGCUAAAACACUGAUUCUUUUUUUUUUUCAUAUGUAUGAAGAAUCCUUAUUUCACUCUGUUCAUUCAACAGUUGUAUAUCUGAGGCUGUGCCAAAAUGUGUGUUUGUUCUAAAUACAUUCUUAAA
Molecule: messenger RNA, 2124 nt
Organism: Archocentrus centrarchus (flier cichlid)
Lineage: Eukaryota; Metazoa; Chordata; Actinopteri; Cichliformes; Cichlidae
Product: carnitine O-acetyltransferase-like
Exons: 15
Coding region: 93-1988 (631 amino acids)
Biological process (GO): carnitine metabolic process, CoA-linked
Cellular component (GO): peroxisome
Molecular function (GO): carnitine O-acetyltransferase activity
Source: RefSeq, a predicted model, not a curated record